Molecule: messenger RNA, 2021 nt
Organism: Drosophila sechellia
Lineage: Eukaryota; Metazoa; Arthropoda; Insecta; Diptera; Drosophilidae
Exons: 8
Coding region: 14-1828 (604 amino acids)
Source: RefSeq, a predicted model, not a curated record
UCGGGUGACGGACAUGAAGAUGUGCAGAUUGCCCAAGCGAACGUGGCUGCUCCAGUCGGUUGUUCUGAUGAUACUGCUCGUGGAGUUGCAGCAGCCCAUCAGUGGAUUGGAACAAAGUACGGACUAUUCGGUGGUUAGCAAGACAGCAGGAGUGGCAACCACCACAUCUGCACCACCCACUCUAGUGCCACCACUGCGAAUUUUCAAAGGUCGCAUUCAGACAACAACUCCUUCCACAAGAAGUACUUCUGGUAAUCGUCCAUUGGCCACUGGCGCUGAAGCGCAACAGGAAUUGGUUGGGAUCUCCUCCAAGUCGUAUAUUUCUGGACCUACCACACAGCCUUCGAAGUUGUCAAAAAGAGCUGGACUGGCAGGACCCAAGAAAUUUCCCAAGGAUGUGCGCAAUCGCAGCAGUAACGCACUGGAGCGCAACAAGCUGCAGCAUGAAGUUACCGAUCACGUGCCUGACUCCUCUGGCUACAUACCCCAUCGAAUUGGUCAUCCUGUGCAUUUGGAUUAUGGACCUACGGGAGUGGAUUCAAGUGGUGCUCCUACUGGUAGCGGUGGCUAUCAUGCGGUGCCCUAUGAGAGCAGCAAGUGGCAGGAGGAAUACUGGGAUCAGGAGUAUGCAGGACAUCAGCAUCAACACAAUGGAACCAGAGUUCAACAUAUCGAAGCGGAGUGUCAGGAUGACUAUAUGAAAAUACGCAUUGGAUUCAAUGGCUCCUUUAGUGGAUUACUGUAUUCAGCUGGAUAUGCCUAUGAUCCGGAUUGCAUGUACAUCAAUGGGUCUGGCCGGGACUACUACGAGUUCUAUAUCCAGUUGAAUCGCUGUGGUACUUUGGGGAAAAAUUCUCUGCAAGAGGAAAGUCGCAAGAAUCCCACGAAUUUUAUGUGGAACACUGUAACUGUUCAAUAUAACCCCUUGAUUGAGGAAGAGUACGAUGAACACUUUAAGGUCACCUGCGAGUAUGGCUAUGACUUCUGGAAAACCGUGACCUUUCCCUUUCUAGAUGUGGAAGUGGCAACUGGCAAUCCUGUGGUCUUCACUCUAAGUCCGCCCGAGUGCUACAUGGAGAUCCAAAAUGGUUAUGGCAUUGGAGGUCCAAGGGUAACAGGUCCAGUGCGUGUGGGCGAUCCGCUGACCUUGAUCAUCUAUAUGAGGAGCAAAUAUGACGGCUUCGACAUAGUGGUCAACGAUUGUUAUGCCCAUAAUGGCGCCAACAAGCGGAUACAGCUCAUCGAUCAGCACGGCUGUCCGGUGGAUGACAAGCUCAUCUCACGCUUCAGGGGCUCCUGGUCGGAUUCUGGAGUGUACGAAACCCAGGUGUAUGCGUACAUGAAGACCUUCCGCUUCACUGGAUCCCCAGCGCUCUAUAUCGAGUGCGAUGUGCGGAUGUGCCAUGGACGGUGUCCAAGCCAACCAUGUCACUGGAGGAAUCUGAAAGCAGUGACCAAGCGCGAUACCUCCAACAUGACAGCCACGAACAUCUCGAUUCCUCCAUUGUCAGCCGAUGGAGAGGGACUGACCACAGAGAGCCCGCCAGCCAAUUCCCUAUCCGAAAAUGUGAACCUUUUCCAGUCCCUGCGUGUUCUGCAAGAGGGUGAAACUGAUGGCGAUGAUGUGUAUGCCCAUCGGCAGACGAAACCCUUCUCACCACAUCAAACAUGUUUGAAGACCUCCACAUUUUCGGCAUUGACCGCUGGCUGUUCAGCGGUAUUAUGCGUGCUAACAGUAACCCUUUUCAUUGCCUGUUCGAGACUAAAACGUCGCAAGGAGUCCUCACUGUACGACUCUUAUAUUGCACACAAAGGACAAAUCGAUUGAUGAAACCCAAAUUGGCCAAAUUUUGGUCUUGUUCUGAGCACAUUGUGUAUAUAGCUUAUGGCCCACGAAAUUCUGUUUUAGUUAGAGCUAAGUUUGCUGUAGUCUUUCCUUAGGUUCUGAGUGCUAGUUUUAAGUUUUGAUUUUGCCAACUGAUCGUGCGUGGAAUGGAAUCUCCUGCGAUUUCUAAAAAUUA